Parasteatoda tepidariorum (common house spider) is the source of this 4228-nucleotide messenger RNA. RefSeq names its product dual specificity protein phosphatase 23. The record is from RefSeq and is a predicted model, not a curated record. Gene Ontology annotation, biological process: protein dephosphorylation. Lineage: Eukaryota; Metazoa; Arthropoda; Arachnida; Araneae; Theridiidae.
AACUACUUUGAGAGUUGAGUUUUGUUUUCAAACCGCAUGCUUGCUUUUGUUUUGAUUAGUAGUAUUUCGUUUGUGAAACAGUAAAAUUAUGUGAAUACAUAUUUGUACUCAUACUGUUAAUCGUGACUAAGCUAAAGUGAUGUCCAGUUCAAGAAAGCCCAAAAACUUUUCUUGGGUUGAUGAUGAAAAACUGGCUGCUUUUGGAUGUCCGUCAUCUCCAGAAAAUGUCAGAUACUUACUUGAAAAUAAUAUUAAUUACUUAGUUACUCUUUCACCUGAAAUGUCUCCUCCUGUUUUUCUUUUUGCUGAUAUAAACUGGGUUGAAAUCAGAGUCAGAGAAUUUCAUCCACCCAAUAACCAUCAGAUUGAGACUUUUAUAAAUACCUGUGAAAAAGCUUUUAGUGACAAAAAGGCUGUUGGUGUUCACUGUCGAAUGGGAAGAGGAAGAACAGGAGUAAUGGCUGCAUGCUACUUGGUUAGAUUUAAAAAUAUGAAGCCUGUGAAUGCGAUUGAAUUGAUAAGGAACAAUAGACCUGGAUCCAUAGAAACCUAUUCUCAAGAAGAAGCUGUUAUGGAUUAUUUUUGGUCUCUUUGUAAGCAAAACCAAAAGAACUAAAUUUUAGGUGCUGAUUUUGGUCACAUUAUUAUUAUUAUUUUUUUUUUCAUUUUAACCUAGUCUAAUGGUUUUAAGUAAAACUACUGUGAUAUCUAUUUAUUUAUGAUAUUGGAUUUUUUUAAUAAAAAUUAGAGUAAAAUGUAGAAGAAUCUCAUAGAUUUUCAAAAGCAUAGAAUAUAUCUUAGAACUUUAAAUCGUUAUUUUUUUUAAAUCUUAUUAGUAUAAUAAUUUGAAAGUUACAUUUUUACUAAUAAAAAUAUUGUUAUCAAAAAAAGAAUUUAUGGAAACAAAACUUUCUAGAUAAUUGCGAUUUCGCAUGUAUUUUGUUUCUUUGCUUAGUGAUGAAUAUCUGAUCUUCGAAAUAUCGAGAAUGCUAUAAAUAAGUAAUAAUUAUUUAAAUUCUGCAUUUGCUAUAAAGUUAUUCAUUUGUAUCUGUAGAAUGUAACAUUUGGAUACAUCGGUUUAAAUCUUUGAAAAUUUUGCAAAUUAAUUUUAUGAGCAGGGCCCGCGCUAAGGACUUUAAAUAUUAGUCGAGUAUGGAAAGUAAUAGCCAAAUUUCAAAAGUCUUAACCAAAGGCAAUUCUUAAAAAUUUUUUAUGAUUAAUUUUUUCUUUUAGAAAACGUCAAACCGAAAUACAUAUUUUUUAUAAAUUGAAUUAUUUUAUGAAAUUCAAAUCAAGAGUCAUUUUACAGUUAGGGAGGGGUAAAUGAGCACUAAAUCAAAGAGAGGAUGAAAAAUAUAGAUGUUUUUUUUUUUUUUUCAUCUUUGAGGAAAAGAAAUAGGAAAAAGUUAGUUGUUGAUAACUUCUUAGACUAGAGUAGUUAUAAGGAUAAACCUGAAGCAACAUUUAAUGUUUUUUUAGAUUCCGACAAUCUUUUAAAUAAAUAUAUUUCCUUUUAAAUAAAACGUUUCUUUUUUUUUAUUUCUCUUAUUAGUUAAUAAAAGAGUUUUUACUGUCUCACUUCUUUCUUAGUGUCGCAAUCAUAAGCAUUGAGAAGAAAUUAUUUAAAUAAGUUACUUAAUUCUAUUUUAUUAGAAUCAAAAUUUGGGCAGGUGUUUAGCACGUUCAUUGCCUGCCAGAUGCAGGCAGCCAAAUACUACAUCUAAAAAGAAAAAUCAAAGUUAAGUUUUCUUGUUUUAGCAACCAAUUUAGUUUUUAAAUUUUACAAUAAGUUUAUUUCAAUAAACAAUAUGUUAUGCUUCAGAGAAGACAUAUUUUCUGGAAAUAGUUGGAUGAUAAUGUGUAUCUUGCUUACUGUUUUAUUAACUCAAAUUGUAGGAAAGAAUUUCAUAACGUGAUAUUGCGUGAUUUGGUAACGAACAUGUUAAUUGGUAUUAUAUGGUAGUUUGUUUUAUGCUUCCAUAAUCUGUCUUGUUGCUUACAUUAUCUGGAUUUAGCAAAAUUCUAGCUGGUUAUGCGAUACAUCUAAUGAAAAUUACUGUAAUUGAAUUUAAAAAAAACAGGAUUUGUUCUGAAAAAUUCCUUCAACGUAGUUUUCUGGACAGAGGGUAUAUGUUUCUCUUCAGUAGAAAGAUUCGUUCGCCAAUGCUUUCACAACACAAUUUGAUUUAUUUCGCCUAAUUUACGAUUUUAUUGCAUUUGGGGCGGUGGCGAAUGCUUAGCGUGGGACCUAAUUGAUUUCUGAAAUAUUGUUAUUUAUUUUUAGCUCGAUUCUGUGUGUCAAUUGUUGUGAUAUUUUGGAUUGUUUACCACAUUAGUUUAUGAAUAAUAAAAGUUUAGUAUGGAUUCUUUGAAAAAUAUUUAAAUUUAUGUUACUUUUACCCUUAGAGCUUUUGUAUUUACAUAACAUUUAAAAAUGAAUGACUUGUUUUUCAAUCUUUUCCAUUGUAAAUUGAUUUUUAUAUUUAUUCACAUUAACUUGUUAAAUGAUGUAUUUUAGAUUUUAAUUAAAUUGUGUGUCAUUGAUUUAAUUAUAAAUAUGCUUUAUUUUUAUUUGCAAUUAAAUUUGAAAAUAUAUUUGAACUGAUAAAAAUUCUUGUGCUAAGAUAUUGUAUGAUCUACUGCAUUUAUUUAUUUUAAAUUUUUACUUUUCUUAUUAACUUACAAGAAUUCUAGAUUUGAUGCUUAAAAAAGCCUAAAAUUUUGAAUCUGAUCUGUUAUUGAAAUAUAACAAACCAACAAUGAACCUUGUGUUCAUUGAAAUCUAACCUUGUAUUCAUUGAAAUAUAACAAACCAACAAAUGCUGUUGUUGAUCUUAGAACUUGUUAAUAUAUUCAUAUAGUUAUAUAUUUUGUUGAAUGAUAAAUUUUAAAAUUUAAUUGUUGUUAAUUUAAAUUUUAGCAAUAAAAGUGCAUUUACAUCAUUAUUGAAGAUCUGAUUCUUUUCAUAAGUAGGUAAUCAACACAUUUUUGUACACUGUUCAUUUAAAAAUUGGUUUAUAAAAAAGUGAUUUAGAAGAAACUUAAACUUUACAUGUUUAAAGACUGUUAUAAAGUUUGCAGUGAUACAAUUUUUAGUUUUUAUUUAAAAUAAUAUUUUGAAAAUAUUUAUUAAUAAAAAACUAGCUGAAAACAUUUUAAAUCUUUUUAACCCUUCUUUCUGACUCUAAUCAAAAUGGUGAAGAAAGUCUUGCUGAUGUUUCGGAAGCUCGUGAUAUUUCCAUUCUGAAGUGGUCAAAAGUAACGCUUCACGAGAUUAAAAUAAUCUACUAAUUAUGCCUGGAAUCACAUUUAUUUCUCAAUCUACAAACCGGAUGGCAGUACUAGCCUAUUUGUUGUGAGUUUAGAGAUAGUUUAUUUAAAACUAGAUGUCAGCACUUAUCAAACGAUUAAGCAAAAAAUAGAAAAUGAAUACAAAUAUUGUACAGGCACUUAGCAUUAUAUAAUCUUCAUGAAUAAAAAAAUUAGUCAUUUUUCUUUAAAAUUGUGUGAUUAUUAAGGGUAUAACUUUCUUUUGAAAUUAUAUAUUAAAAAUUCUAAUGCAUUAUUUCAAGUUUUCAGUUCUUGAGAUCAUAAGCAGUUUUUCAUUUUCUGUUAAACAUAGCUGAGUCACCAUAAUUAUUUUUUUCUUGUUUUGAUUUUAUACCAAAAUUAAGUAUAUAAUUCCAUUUGAUUUACUUAUCUUUAAUAUUUAUCUAUCUUAUAUUUACUUUUGGUGUAGUACAGCUGUAACUUACAUUUUAAAUAUACCUGUUGAUAAAAAUUAAAAAGUUUUUUUAUUGUAAUCCAGGUACACAUUCGAGUUAUUUUGCAAAACUGAAUAUUGAUAUUUUCUGUAAUUAUUAUUCCUGAAUUUUAAAUAAUUUGUUUUGAUUUGAUUUUUUGUUGCAGACACAAGUGGAGUUUUUAAAUGUUAACAUUGUUACAUCCGUACAAUAUAUUAUAUAUUUGUAUGUAGAUAUCCACAUGUUUACUGUUUAGAACAAAUCAGUUUUAGAUAAAAAUCACUAAAAUAAUUACGCAAGAUAUACUUACAGUUAAUGUCUUCAUAUAUUUGUUCAUAUGUUUUUACAAUUUGUAAUGCAUAGAGUAAACAUUUUACAAUAUUCAACAAUCAAUUUUCACAUGUAAAAUUUGUAACAUCCAACAUUUUAAGCACCAUACAAAAAUUUGUAUUUAUACAAUAUUAAACUGGUAUUUUCUACUUUAA